Messenger RNA from Daldinia decipiens, 1750 nucleotides. Its product is annotated as kinase-like protein. The record is from RefSeq and is a predicted model, not a curated record. Lineage: Eukaryota; Fungi; Ascomycota; Sordariomycetes; Xylariales; Hypoxylaceae. Gene Ontology annotation, molecular function: ATP binding; protein kinase activity. Bases 176 to 1657 code for a protein of 493 amino acids. Gene Ontology annotation, biological process: spliceosomal complex assembly; protein phosphorylation; regulation of mRNA processing. The transcript has 2 exons.
GACGUAAACUAUCGGUUUCCUGAUCCGGUCGUGACACACCGCUCCCGCAAACUUCCCCAGUAAGAUACCUAGGUCGCAGAUCCAACUCAAACUCAGACCCGCACUCCCGAAUUCGUAUAUAACUCAGUGUCGUUUGUUCGCGCAACGUCCUGUUGUUAGUGCAGCCCACGCGGCCAUGGACUCGGAUUCCGACUACAAUUCGUGGAAAUACCUACCGUUCGAGCUGGGGGAAUGCGAAGACCUCGAGAAUUAUGAGCCGGGAGGCUUCCAUUCGGUGCACCUCGGUGAUGUGUAUGAUGAACGCUACCGAGUCGUCCACAAGCUCGGGUUUGGCGGUUUCUCCACCGUCUGGCUUGCUCGAGAAACCCUCACGAAUCGAUGGGUCGCCUUGAAGAUCGUUGCCGCUAGAGAUUCGUCUACGUACGAAGACCGUUCUGUAAUCGCAAGCCACCCCAGCAUCGCCGGGUCCCGUCUUUUUAUCACGGUUGACCGGCAAUUCUGGAUCGACGGUCCAAAUGGCCGACAUCUUUGUCUCGUAUUUCCGGUUCUGGGCCCGGAUUUGUCUAGGCUUUCUAAGGGCAUCUACUCGAGAGUAAAACCAAUGUUUGCCAGAGAGGUGUCUCUCCGGGCAGCUCGGGCUCUUGUACAGUUGCACUCAAACGGGCUUUGCCACGGAGACUUCACUGCGAGCAACAUAGCGUUACGCCUCAUUAACGAGUUUGACUCGUACGAGGAGGGUCACCUGUUUGAACUUUUCGGAAGUCCUCAAACCGCGCCCCUCCGAACCUACUCCGAGGAUCCCCCAGGGCCUCACGGGCCCGAAUACAUGGUGGUCCCCUUAGACUUCUGCUCUUCUGCCACCAACGUGCUCAGCAGCGAGAUAUGCAUCAUCGAUUUCGACCAAUCAUUCAUAAUUACAGACCCGCCACUAGAACGGCCUGGGAUACCGGCGAAGUACCUGGCACCGGAAGUCGCGGUCGGACGACCCGCAAGCCCGGCAUCGGACAUCUGGGCCCUGGGAUGCGCCAUCUUUCGGAUCCGGUCGGGCGACGACCUCUUCUUUGACUAUGACACUGAUACCCCGGCCGACGCGCUUAGGCAGAUUGUUAAAACCCUAGGCGAGCUUCCCGAAGAGUGGAGGCAGACGAAGUUUGACGAGGAGGGGGUUGCCGUUGUAGACGGGGAGGGCGAGCUAUUCUGGAAUUUUGAAGAAACACAGCCGUUGAAGGACCGGGCACGAGGUAUUAUUGAUGAGCCACCUAGCCUGUUCAUAAACCGCCUAGGGGAGGCGGUUAACCCCACGGAUCAGAAGCCGGGGGCUGCCAUGUUCGACGAUGAUGCUGCGCUUAGGGAACCCUACUCACCCGCGUUAAGCUCGAUCGUAUGGAAACCAACGGCGGUGUGUGUUGCCGGGACCUACUUUAUAGCGUACUCGGAUGAGUUGGAUGGUAUACUCGAAGCAUUCCCAAGGAUAUCAGAACCUGAGGCGUCGUUGCUAGUCGACCUCUUAUCAAAAGUCUUUACGUAUGAUCCGGUGACGCGACUCAAAGCGGAAGAGUUGGCUACGCACCCUUGGUUUCAUUUUACUGCGGCAUCUGAAAUAGAGACCGAUCCAAAACAACUCGGUAAUAUAUGUGAAGAGAUUCUAAUAGAAUAAAAUAAAUUUAAACUCUACCAUUAAACUGCUUCGGCUGCUUUUUAAGCGCGCUUUUUACUCAGUCGAUGUUUAUAGUAUUCCAACUAACAUGUU